CAAAAAGUGACUGCUCUAUUCGCAGAUUCGCAGUCGUGCAAGUUAUUUCACCAAAUCACAAAAUGGGGACUUCGAAGGAUAUAUCGAUAGGACUUUUCGCCCUAUUCCUUGGACUAGGCUGUGUGUCGAUCAGUGAGGCUGCCUUUGGUCGCAGCUCCUCCACUGGCAUGAAUUUUGGAAUAAUAUCCAUUCCAUCUGCGGCCUCGUGUUCCUGUUCCUUGUCGAUGUCCUGCAACUGCUGCCAAAGUGUUACCAUUAAUGCCUUGAACGACAACAAGACUCUUUGUUUGACUGUGAAAUUAAGCGUCCUUAGCGGCUCUGUGGAUUUGGGCGUCACCCUGGAUGGAACUUCGGUGGGCCAGUUUACAGUCAGCACCAAAAAUCCGCCAACGGCUUGUCUUCCCAUUGUAUCGAUGGUUAGCCUCGACGUUUGUCUUAAGCUUAACUUAAAGAUGGCCGGACUGUCGGGAGUACAGGCCUGUCCGGUAUUCUAUACUUCCUACAACACUAAUCAGGUCGUUGGCUAUAACUUUCCAUGUGUCCAGGUGGGCUUAGACGGCGUCAGUCUAGUGUCAUCCUAGAGUUGCACCCCAAGACUUAUAAAAAAUAAAAAAUACACCAGUGCUUCGUUUAA
This is a messenger RNA of Drosophila bipectinata, 634 nucleotides long. RefSeq lists its product as uncharacterized. The record is from RefSeq and is a predicted model, not a curated record. Lineage: Eukaryota; Metazoa; Arthropoda; Insecta; Diptera; Drosophilidae.